Messenger RNA from Leguminivora glycinivorella, 2186 nucleotides. Its product is annotated as A disintegrin and metalloproteinase with thrombospondin motifs adt-2-like. The transcript has 9 exons. Gene Ontology annotation, biological process: proteolysis. The record is from RefSeq and is a predicted model, not a curated record. Lineage: Eukaryota; Metazoa; Arthropoda; Insecta; Lepidoptera; Tortricidae. Bases 561 to 2123 code for a protein of 520 amino acids. Gene Ontology annotation, molecular function: metalloendopeptidase activity.
GCAUGCUAAUGAUCUUAACUGAUGGCUAACGCGAGACGAACACUUUUUAAUUUUUGCAUUCUUAGAAAAACUUUUUAAGGCUAUUAAUAUUGUAGGGUUGCACGAGGCUCGGGAUGACAGGUAGAGGGCUACACAUGCAGUGUUCCAAUUAAAAUACGAGGUCAGCGGCUGAGUCAGAGGGUAACGGAUUAAUUAGCAUAUUCGUCUAGAAACCGAGCUGUCUCCGAGUAGUAGGCUUCGGAGCCGGGGUGAUGGAUUGGAUGAGUGUCGUCCGUGCUCCGGAGGGACGCGCGUGGGCGGUGUCAUGACAGCCAAAAUCUGCACUUUCCUACCGACUUUCUCUCUCGGAGGUGCGAACGUUGGGGGCUCGAUGGUUAUUCGGUAGCUGGCGCCGCAUAAGUGUACGCGCUCUAAUCGCGCGGCAACAUCGGUCGGGUCGUUCGCACGGUGCAUCGCGUCUUCGAUAUUCAAAGCACCUGCAUGCGGUUCCCUUGUGCGAGUUUAUAAAGUGGUGCGCGAGAGUGGAGGACCAGUUGGCUGGAGUGCGAUGCCAGUGCGAGAUGGCGACGAGAGUGCACCUCGUGACCGCGGCGCUGCUGCUACUGCUGCGCGCGCGCGCUUCUGCCCCUGCGCAUUUUCCUGACCUACUACAACUCCCAAGCUGGUGGCUGGGCGAUGGCGCCGAGCAGGCUACUGACGUGCAAGUGGUCUACCUGCCGGCGCUGCUGCCGCUCGAGGCUCAGCAGUCGGCGGGCCGUGGAGAUGAUGUACCAGUUCCAUACAGCUUCGAUGCCUUCGGUCGGAGUUUCUCCCUACGCCUGGUCCCGAACCGACGUUUGGUGGCUCGGGCAUUCGGCGUGUGGUCGGAGCGUGGGCGUGACGGACCGCUGUCGGCGGUUGACGCUUCCUGCCACUUCCAGCACGCCGGUGUUGAUGCUGUUGCCGCGUUCUCAGCCUGUAAGGACCAUGCAUUGCACGGGCUGAUCGUCGUAGACAACUCCACAUACGAGGUGCGUCCGCUGCCGGCGGGCGUGGGUCGCGCGGCGGACGGCGGGCGCGCCGCGCACAUGAUCCGGCGCGCGCCGUCGCCGCGCGCGCCGGCCGACGACGCGCGCACGCUCCGCCCGCGCCCGCGCCGCCCCCGCGCGCCCUACCCGCACAAACCGCCCCCGUCCAGCUACACCAUCGAGAUCGCCCUGUUCCUGGACGAGGCGGCUUACAAGACGUUCAACCCGUACUUUAAUUAUAAGGAGGCUGAAUUGAGGGAUAUGUUGCUGGCGUAUAUUAAUGGAGUGCAAGCGCUGUACCAGCACUGGUCCCUCGGCACCCACAUCCAGUUGUCCCUGGUGCGGCUGACCUUGCUCCGAACCCAGCCGGUAGCAUUAUCUCGGCAUGCAGAGCGCGGUCGCCUGUUAGACUCCUUCUGCGCAUACCAGCGGUCGCUCAACGUAGAAGAUGACAAUGAUCCGGAGCAUUGGGAUAUGGCUUUACUUCUCUCAGGAAUGGACCUGUACUCGGAGGAAGGCGGGCGGCGCAACGGCGUGACGAUGGGGCUGGCGCCGGUGGGCGGCGUGUGCCUGCCGGCGCACGCGUGCGUGGUGGCGGAGUUCGGCGCCGCCGACGCGCUCGGCCGCCCCUACCCCUCCGCCGGCUUCACCUCCGUCUACAUCCUCGCGCAUGAGAUCGGACACAACCUGGGCAUGCACCACGACGGCGCGGGCAACUCGUGCGCGCGCGACGGCUACAUCAUGUCGCCCUCGCGCGGCACGCACGGCGAGGCCACGUGGUCGCCCUGCAGCGCGCGCGUCGUCGCCGACCUACAGUGGGCCACGUGUUUGCUGGACGGGCAGGAGCCCGACAUCGAGGACGUGGAGGAUGAGCUGAGGCACGAGCGAUUCGGCGGCGCGCCCGGACAAGUGUGGGGCGCUAAAAAGCAGUGCGAGGUGCUACUCCGCGACGUGGACGCCGCGCCGACGGCGGCGCCGGCCGCGUCGCUGUGCGCUCAGCUCGCGUGCCGCACGCCGCACCGCGCCGGCUUCUACUACGCCGGCCCUGCGUUACCCGGCACCUCCUGCGGAUAUCGUAUGGUACGCUCUCACUGGGACCAUCUAACCACAGUAUAAUAAAGAGUACUAUCGUACAGUAUGGUCACUCCCGCUCCCCGCUGAAAGUGCCGCCCGCCCCCU